AUGUAUCGGCAAGAGAUGUCUCCAGAAUUUUUUAAUUCAGAAAAUGUAUCUGUUUCUAAUUUAAUUGAUUUUUCGACGCCGCAGUUUAAUAAUGAAUUUAAGAGAUUGUUUCAUGUAAAUACGGAAAAUGAAAAAGCUAUUAAAAAACAAGCAGCUUGUCGCCGCUCAUUAUUCCCAGAAAAACGGCCUUUUACAAAUUUGACAAAUGUUUACAACAAUACAAAUCCGUUGAGCGAAAUAAUGGAAGAGUUUAAAAAGAAUGGUAUAGAUUAUGAAUAUUGUCCACAAGAAGAAGAUGAAGCUAUAAAUAUGCAUUAUAGAACAAAGAAUGAAACAACACCAGAAAUUGCAUCAAGUAUAUUUAAUCGUAGUAAACCACGAAGACGCCCAAAACCAGUGAAGAUCUCAUCAAAAUAUUGUGUAUUUUGUAAAAAUAACGAACGACCACCAGAAAUUUAUUUAGCGCACGCAUUUCGUGAUAAAAACGAUGUUCUUAUUUGUCCAUAUUUACGACAAUAUGUAUGUCCAUUAUGUAAUGCAUCUGGUGAUAAUGCACACACAAUUAAAUAUUGUCCAAAAAGUGGAACUUCAUGGAGUCGAAAUCAUAGCUGUUCAGAAAGCUCUAUGUAA
Messenger RNA from Chrysoperla carnea, 630 nucleotides. RefSeq lists its product as uncharacterized. The record is from RefSeq and is a predicted model, not a curated record. The transcript is spliced from 2 exons. Bases 1 to 630 code for a protein of 209 amino acids. Gene Ontology annotation, cellular component: perinuclear region of cytoplasm. Gene Ontology annotation, biological process: oogenesis; negative regulation of translation. Gene Ontology annotation, molecular function: zinc ion binding; mRNA binding. Lineage: Eukaryota; Metazoa; Arthropoda; Insecta; Neuroptera; Chrysopidae.